AUGACCGUCAAGAAGGGAAGGAGGCCGAAGGAGCAGUGUCGCUCCGAACAGAACAGCUCCAAACGCGAUGGCCUGUUUGUUUUCGUGAUGUGCACAGAGCAGAUGGAUGAAGACAAGCUCAUCAAGGGAAGAAGAGAGCGAAAUGCAACGCAGAGGGAGAAUUUUAGUCAGUAUCAGGUCUCAAUUUGCCCAAGAAACUGUAUCACCUUGAUAUUCUUUGUGAUAAAAUGUAAUGCUGAGCUUGGGAUCAUUAUUGUGGUGCAUGACUUCAUUUCGGCCAAGCUGGAAGUCAUGGAGGAGGCGACGGAGCCCCUCGUGCAGGUGAAUGGUAAGCCCAGCUGCUGCUUCUUCAAGUUUAGCCCCAAACUGAUGUUCACCAAGGUUUUGAAGGCCCAGCUGUGGGUGUACCUGCGACCGCUGCAGCAGACCUCCACAGUCUACCUGCAGAUCCUACGACUGAAGCCUGUCACGGAGCAAGGCAGCCGCCACAUCCGCAUCCGCUCCCUCAAGAUAGAGCUCAACUCGAGGGUUGGCCACUGGCAAAGUAUUGACUUCAAGCAUGUGUUGCAGAACUGGUUCAAGCAGCCCCACACCAACUGGGGAAUUGACAUCAGCGCCUUUGAUGAGAGCGGCAAUGACCUGGCAGUUACCUCGGUGCGACCCGGGGAGGAGGGGCUGCAGCCGUUCCUGGAAGUGAAGGUUCUUGAGACAACCAAACGCUCUCGGAGAAACCUUGGUUUAGACUGUGAUGAGCAUUCCACUGAGUCUCGCUGCUGCCGCUACCCUCUCACUGUGGACUUUGAGGCAUUUGGUUGGGACUGGAUCAUUGCCCCCAAACGCUACAAAGCUAAUUACUGCUCUGGCCAGUGCGAAUACAUGUUCAUGCAAAAAUAUCCACACACCCACCUGGUGCAGCAUGCCAACCCUCGAGGCUCUGCAGGGCCCUGCUGUACUCCAACCAAGAUGUCCCCUAUUAACAUGCUUUAUUUCAAUGACAAGCAGCAGAUUAUUCACGGAAAGAUCCCUGGAAUGGUGGUGGAUCGAUGUGGUUGCUCUUAAGCUGUGGGAGAAGACAUAGAUAAGCCCUCAUCAAACCACCCAAAACCCUUACAGAGCUCUCCCCAGGCACCAGAACUCACUCCCUGGCACCAGAUUUCAGCUUUUCACUGGGUUUCCAUUUUGCCAGUAAUUACAUUGAUUCUUACAGUACAAAAAGUUAUGAAUGAAACAUGAAUCAAAAAAAGAACUGAAUGUUGGAAAUACAGUACAUUAUGAAUGAUUUGAAGAGUGUGCUCAUACGGAGUAGCUUCAGAAAAUGGUAAGUGAGUAUGCAUUGGUUUCAUGAAGCUUUUUGUUUUUUUGGCAUCUUUGUGAAUUUUCAAGUUUAGUGAAAUGAGGUGACAGGAAAUAUUGGCAUAUUUCAUUAAGCAUUGUCAGUCUUUUAAUGAGUUUGGGUUACUUAAAUUCACAGAUGCAUUUACUUACGGGUGAAAUUUGAUUCACUUAAAUGUUUGCAAUGGGUUAUCAGAAUUAUUUGCAAUCCAUCACUUUCAGAAAAGUUCUGAAACCAUGAAACACACUAAUGUACAAGGGUUUUGUUUGUUGAGAUACUGUGAGAUACUGGUAGGAUAAAUCCAAAAUGUUGUUUACAGAUGUUUAGAGAUGGAAAGUGUUGAGGAGAUCCAAAACCAAACCAAUACCGUCUUUUAAUGUAUAACACCCCAGUGUGACAUUCUUGAGUAUCUUUGAAACCUCUUUGAUCUUUUUAUUUGUAGUCUUGUAAAACUUAAAAAAGGAAAAAGAAGAGGCUUUACUGGUUUGACUUUAUCCUUCAAUUAUAAAGUUGGCGUACCUGUUUUGGCAUUCUGCUAAAUAGAAGAUUCAAUUUUAGUUCAACAACUGUUAAAGUCUAAAGUCAAAUUCUAGUUGAGAUGCAAAUUCAACUCACUAUAUCGAUGAGGAUAGUAAAAUCUGGCAAAUCCUACAGGAUAAGAAGAAUUUGACUUGGUUUGUUUCCUUUUUAAAUCCACACAUCCAGCAAAAUAACAUAAGUUCUACGAUUGCAGUAAAGGUUUAAAAUGAGAUGUAAAUGCACUGCAUUUCAGAACUCAAAGGGGCUCAAGACUAGUAAAAACAAAGAAAAAACAUUAUCUCUACCCUAAAAUAACCACACGCAAGGGCGUCCUUAUGCUCACACACUGACGAAAUGAAAGUAGCACAAAUCAUGGUUAUCUCUAGAGGUUUACAUAUUUCUGUUGUUGAAAAAAGAAAAAGAAAAACAUAAUUUAAAAUAUAGCAGCAUCUACAGUACUUCUGUCAAGCCAGUUCACUCACUUUUACUCAACGGUAGUUUCAGAAAUUAGAAAAGAAAAUACAAAAGAACAAAAGGGCAGUAAUGUUCUAAAUAAUAGCUUUCAUAACUCACAACACACAACCAUGUGCAAAAAAUAAAAACGAGCAAAAAAAAAUCAAGACUAUGUAACUGACAUUAGUUUAGAGAGCAUUAUUGAUUGCAUUUCGAAAUGCCCCCAUCCACCUCAGCUUCAUCUGUAUCAUCUGUCAUAAUGGAGAAAAUAUUGUUAGUGCUUGAACACAGAGUAGAUUAGUAUGCUCGAAGCUUGUCUUUGUCUCCUGGAUGCAAAGAUAUCCUUUUGUUAUAAACGAAAGCACUAUGCUGUUGGAUAAAGUGAGAGCCUUCUGACAUUAUAUAUAAAUGAUAUAUGUAUAUAUUAAAAGGGAUACAAAACCUUUUUUGGGGCACUCUACCUUACCAACAAUAAAUUUUGCACUAUGGGAUGUUCAUGGCGUGAGGAGGUAAAGUGUUGUUUGUGUUUUACCAAGCACAAGAGAGCUUGUACAGUAUAGGAUUAAAAAGGCAAAAGUAAAAAAAGAACAAAAAAAUUCAAGCUUGUGGUGAUAAACCAUAAACUAGGGAAUUUAUCACUUUUUUUCGAUACCAUCACACUUUUCUGACUUUUCUGACUGAAGCGGGGGCCUGUCCAUACACCCGCACACUUCAAACCAGUCUGGAACCUGGACAUACUAUAACAGUGGCCUGAAAGGCCUCCAUGCCCAUUUUGGGUAAUAACUCAUAAUGUAACACAUGUAUGGAUAUAUAAACAUAGAAUGCUUUAACUGGAAAUGGCCCACCACUUCAAUCUGUUAACAUGUUCAAGAGAUGGCAUCCAUGACUUAAACAAUGUGUCGACUGUCUUGUGUAGAUGUGUCUUUGCCUUUAUGUGUAUUUUAAGUGAGAGCACCCAUGUAAGAAUGGGAGGAAUAUCCAGGGAUUGUUAGCCAAAGUAGAGGAAGACAAGCUGUAAACUUUCUGAUUGCAGGAAUAUGCUGGAACAUUUCAAAGGGAGAAAAAGGUGGCUAUGGGGAAGUGGUUGGAAAAAAAUUAAUUCCACAGGUCUGUUGUUAUUUAUUAAUUUUAAUUACAAUGCAUUUGAAAGUCUGUCUACCUCACUUAAGCCUUCUAAAAUAUUUGCUUUUAAAAAGAUGUUAGGAGUUGAUCAAUGCGAACAUUUUACUCAUAAGAGCCACCCCCUUCCAAAAAUGUAGAUGAAAACCACAGGGUCCCCUUGCUCUCAGGUUCAGAUUGAGUUAUUGACAGUAUGACUGAUGGUAGCGGCUCUGGUCAUGUGUGGUCAAAAGAAAUUAUUAGCUGUGCCCACAUCUUUGUCUACUAUGGUUUAAGCUGUUGAGAAGUUGUAUUUUGAAUUUUCGUGUUUGUAUACUGGUGUGUGUGAGAGUUUUUUCAUAUAAAUAUAUGAGAGUAAAAAUAUCAUUGUCAAUACAUACCCAAAUGUUAACCUUUAUGAUGUUUUGGACAGGUUCACCGCUUCUAACGUUUAUCUCUUUCCCUUUUCAUUCCUCUGCUCUUUGUGUAGAAAAAAAGAAAAAAAUCACCCCAACUUUGUAGUCUAAUUGUUGUGCAUUUAAAUAACUGUAUGAUUAUUUUUGCCUUUUGUUGUUUAUUUACUGUCAUUUUUCUUUUGUACAAUAAAUCAUUUAUUUAGCUUAUGGGGUUUGUGUUU
Molecule: messenger RNA, 4040 nt
Organism: Menidia menidia (Atlantic silverside)
Lineage: Eukaryota; Metazoa; Chordata; Actinopteri; Atheriniformes; Atherinopsidae
Source: the annotation of a GenBank genome assembly